Cuscuta campestris is the source of this 2149-nucleotide messenger RNA. The record is from the annotation of a GenBank genome assembly. Lineage: Eukaryota; Viridiplantae; Streptophyta; Magnoliopsida; Solanales; Convolvulaceae.
CGAUAAAAUAGCAGUAAAAGCAACAAGGAUACAAAAAUUCUGUUGUGCAGGGCAGGGGUGCUUACACUGGAGUUUGUUCAGCCCAACAUGUGCCCAGCUACAAGAAUAACAUUGACAAGCUUAAGGCCAAGGGAGUUGACUCAGUGAUCUGUGUAUCUAUCAAUGAUCCAUAUGUAAUGAAUGGGUGGGCGGAGAAGCUUCAAGCAAAAGAUGCUAUUGAGUUCUAUGGCGAUUUUGAUGGGAAUUUCCACAAGAGCUUGGACUUAACCAUCGACCUAUCUGGUGCUUUGCUUGGAACACGCUCCCACAGGUGGUCAGCAUACGUCGUUGAUGGACAUGUCAAGGUUCUCAACGUUGAAAAAGUUCCAUCUGAGUUCAAAGUUUCUGGUGGGGAUGUCAUCCUGGGACAGAUCUAAACCCGCCGUCAGUUUCUUUUGCAGUAGUCAGCUUUGUUGAGGCAGAAGUUGGUUGUUAUGAUCUCCUAAAAGGGGUACGAAUAAUCACUGCAACAAAACAUUAGAGUACCAUUUAGGAUGAUUUCCAUGUCCUCAAAUUCCCAAAGCUUUGUUUGUAUUGCUGUUGACGGAUGAACUCCGGAGCGAGAUCUGCUCCCGAUUAAUUAUGCAUUUUAGGUUGAAACCUUGCCUGUUAUUAUGGCUAGUGAAUAUUUAUUUCUGUUGAAGUUAAUUAGUUUAGCUGAUGCUAGUUACUUCAAGGCAUGCUGGGAACCAGAAAAGAGUUUUCUAUUGUGGUCAUAAAGUAUUUCAUAAAAGGAAAGGUGGCUACUUCCCCACUCACUCCUGCUCCUCUGCUUAACCCUUUCAAGUAUGAACCAAUUGUCCCUGGGUUUGAAACCCCACCAUCCCCGGAGUCAAGCUACGACAAUAUCUUCUACAUCACGGAAGAAGAGGAAAAACGGGGACCUCAGUGGCUCCCUCCACAUCUGAAGAUGUGUGUGUUAAACAAAAUGAGCACAAGAGGUGGAGAUGCCUCAUCCUCGUCGCCGCCACCCAACCAUGUGGUUCAAAACCAUGUGUACACGGUUGCUCAAAACAGAGGCCGAUCACUUCAUGUGGAAGCCAUUGUCGUGUCAACAACGGAACGGCUUGGCUCCGAAUAUGUUACCACUGUGCUUUACAAACCCACCCCGCAGAGGCCAUUGUUUGAAACCCCACCAUCCCCGGAGUCAAGCUACGACAAUAUCUUCUACAUCACGGAAGAAGAGGAAAAACGGGGACCUCAGUGGCUCCCUCCACAUCUGAAGACGUGUGUGUUAAACAAAAUGAGCACAAGAGGUGGAGAUGCCUCAUCCUCGUCGCCGCCACCCAACCAUGUGGUUCAAAACCAUGUGUACACGGUUGCUCAAAACAGAGGCCGAUCACUUCAUGUGGAAGCCAUUGUCGUGUCAACAACGGAACGGCUUGGCUCCGAAUAUGUUACCACUGUGCUUUACAAACCCACCCCGCAGAGCGGCGCGAAGACGGGUGGCACGGCUCGCUUCCACUGCGCCAAUCUGCCUUGCGAUCCUGAGACAGAGAGAGGCGAGAGUCGGAACCUACCAGGAGACAGAGAGAGUCGGUGGAGCUACCGGACCGAGAGGGCAACUCCGGCGAGGGUCAAGAUUCAAUUUAGGAUCCAUCUGCAAUCCCUUUUCCUGAUUCCCCAUCUCCGGUUCAGCGAUUCUCCAGGUUCGGUUUGGAAUUUCUUUGGGUUAUCCUUCUCAUUUCCUAUGUUUUACCCUAAAACACAAAGCCUUUACUUCAAGAACUUCAUGAGGACGUUUUCUAACAGCGCCAUUGUAGAAUAUUACGGAGUAUAUGAUUUAGUCAUUUAGCCUUGACAUGUUCUUCAAAAAUUCCAUUCAUUUUCUUAAAUUUAUCAGGUUGCCUUAGAAAAUUUAAUUUUUUUAAAUUUAUCAUUUUAAGGGGCCCAAACUUUUUUAAAUCUUAUAUAUAAGAAGCCCAAUAACCCAAACUCCAAAAUAAAAGUAUAAAACAGCUCCCUUCGUUCCCGGCCCCAGACUCCCCUCUUCUUUCGGCCUUGGACAAUUUCCGGAAAUUAGAGAGACAGAGAAGCGAGCAGUCGGCCACUUGAAAGUGUUUGAUGAUUUCCUGAGGUGAACUUAGGUUAAUAAAGGUACAAUAUAUUU